Molecule: messenger RNA, 8726 nt
Organism: Petromyzon marinus (sea lamprey)
Lineage: Eukaryota; Metazoa; Chordata; Hyperoartia; Petromyzontiformes; Petromyzontidae
Product: phospholipid-transporting ATPase VA-like
Biological process (GO): phospholipid translocation
Cellular component (GO): plasma membrane
Molecular function (GO): ATP binding; magnesium ion binding; ATPase-coupled intramembrane lipid carrier activity
Source: RefSeq, a predicted model, not a curated record
CAGAGGGCGUAGCUCUUGAUGUCGAGAGGGCGGGGGGUCGCGCGUGAGCGCGCAACGUGGCAGAGUGACGCCAAAGUUUAUAUGCCCGCUAUUGCGCUGCGGGCCAGCGCUGGCUCCGCAAUCACCUCCACCGCACUCGGGCCAUGAUGGCACGUGUCAGGAGCACGGCAGCGCGCGUCCAUUGAAUUUGGAAGACACUCGCCUCUCACUCGGCAUUUAAUUUUACAGAUCCGUCUUCGGUCGCAAGCCCAGCCUGUGCUCUCGACGAUGUCAAAGCUCGUGACGGACGCGUGAUGCAAGGGUAGCAAAGCGGCGAGCGGUAACAACUAAGGGACGGUGGGGGGACACGCUAUGCGACUGCCUCGUCCGCGAGGGUACACAGCACGACUCGGCGAGUGAGCACUCAUGGAUAGCCAGCAAGAAGCGGCCACCAGCGCCAGCAGCAGCAGCAGGGCGCACGGUGAGGACUGCGAGGAGGAUGCGCAGCGUCCCAGUCGGGCAGACCGCUUCAAGCCCAAGCGGAAGAGGAAAACGACCGAGGGCAAGACCCGCAGAAUCCUUUCCAACAUCUUGCUAGAGGAGGCGAUCGACAGCGGCAAGGAGAACCCCAACCGCGCGUUCGCCAGCAACGCCAUCAAGACCACCAAGUACACCGUGUGGUCCUUCCUGCCAAAGAACCUAUUCGAGCAGUUCCACCGCUUCGCCAAUGUCUACUUCGUCUUCAUCGUGCUGCUCAACUUCGUGCCUGUGGUGAACGCCUUCCAGCCCGGCCUGGCAGUGCUGCCCGUGGCCUUCAUCCUGGCCGUGACGGCCGUCAAGGACCUGUGGGAGGACUACAGGCGCUACCACUCGGACCGGGAGAUCAACAACGCGCCCUGCCUCGUCUACUGCAGGGCGCAGCAGGGGUUCAUCGAGCGUUGCUGGAAGGACGUGCGCGUCGGGGACUUCCUGAAGCUGCGCUGCAAUGAGAUCAUCCCGGCCGACGUGCUACUGAUGGCCUCCAGCGACCCCGACGGGCUCUGCCACCUGGAGACGGCCAAUCUGGACGGUGAAACGAACCUCAAAUUGCGGCAGCUCGUCAAAGGCUUUGCCGACCUGGAUUGCGAUUUCGACCCUAUGAAGUACACAAGCAUCGUAGAGUGUGAGAGGCCAAACAACGACCUCAAUAAAUUUAAAGGUUUCAUGCUGCACAGCAACGAGCGCAAGGUCGGACUCAGCAAGGACAAUCUGCUGCUGCGAGGAUGCACGGUGCGCAACACGGAGUACGUGGUGGGGAUCGUGGUUUAUGGCGGUCACGAGACGAAGGCCAUGCUGAACAACAACGGGCCUCGCUACAAACGCAGCAAACUGGAGCGCAACAUGAACAUGGACAUCAUCUGGUGUGUGAUCAUCCUGAUCGUGAUGUGCCUCUUCAUUGCCAUUGCUCAUGGCCUCUGGAUGGCUGGGUACGAGGAAAAUCCGCCGUUCGACGUCGCGAGCAAGGACGGCAGCCACAUCUCGCCGGUGCUCUCGGGCUUCUACAUGUUCUGGACCAUGAUCAUCAUUCUCCAGGUGCUGAUCCCCAUCUCACUCUACGUCUCCAUCGAGAUCGUCAAGAUUGGGCAGAUCUACCUCAUCCACCAGGACGAGGAGCUGUACGACCCAGAGAGCAACACACCCCUCCAGUGCCGUGCCCUCAACAUCACCGAGGACCUCGGCCAGAUCAAAUACAUCUUCUCCGACAAGACGGGCACCCUCACCGAGAACAAGAUGGUCUUCCGCCGCUGCACUGUUGCCGGAAAAGAGUACUCGCACAGUAACAAUGCGCAGCGCCUGGCCGCCUACCAGGACUCGGAGUCCGACGGGGACGAGUGGGCAAGGGGCGACUCGCUCUGGCGGGGUGAGCCGCCGCCCCCCGUGCUGACCGCAUCGGAGCGCGCAUGCACCCUACCCUCACGCGCCGUGGGAGGGCGGCACGCGGGCAACCGCACCCAGCGGCACCGGCGCAGCCUCCGCAGGACGCCCAGUGCCCACUCUACGCGCUCCGCCCCCGGCGCCCGCUCCACACCCUGCCUGAUGGGCCACCGCCGGCAGCCCAGCGUACUCUCCAAGGAGGCCGCGUUCAGCAGCCCCAUGGAGAAAGAUGUGACGCCAGAUCCCCAGCUGGAGUCACGGGUUAGAAUGUACCUCAAGAAUCUCAAGUCUCUCCCCAGCAAAAACGGCACCAUUGUGAUUCCCGAGGACGUCGCGAACGUGGUAGACUUCUUCAUCACGCUUGCCAUCUGCAACACCGUCGUGGUGUCGUCUCCAAACCAACCACGCAUCAAGAAGAAGAAAGCGUCAGGAGUAACAUCACCGAUGAAGAAACUUGAGGAAAUGAUGAAGAAGCUAACACCGCUGCGACUCAGCUCUGUGACUCCCAGCUCAAGCUUCAGUUUGCAUUCAAAGGCAGCGGACAAGAGCAAUGCCCUGUACUCCCCAGCUGCCUACCGUGACAACCUGCAGGCCAAAGCAGAGACGGGGAGGCCUGUGUCUCACCCACCAACCCCUUGCUCUCCGCUGGCUGCCAAAUCACUGGCGGCUGGCACGCCUACGAGCCUGGAAAUCCCGUGGCUUGGGUGGAACACUCCUUCCCCUACGCAGGAAGACGAGUGUCCUUUCCGGAUGAGUAACGGGGUAUUGCCCACGGCAGAGCUCCGCUACGAAGCGGAGAGCCCAGACGAGGCCGCGCUAGUGUACGCAGCGAGGGCCUACAACUUCACUCUCGUCUCAAAAUCGCCCGACCAGGUCAUCAUCGACGUGCCGCACGUGGGGAGGUUGACCUUCGACCUCCUGCACGUAAUGGCCUUCGACUCGACGCGCAAGCGCAUGUCGGUGGUGGUGCGGCACCCCCUGACGGACGAGAUGGUGGUGUACACCAAGGGGGCCGACAACGUCAUCAUGGACAUCCUGAAGCCUUGCACCGGUGAGCAUGGAAACUCUGACAAAGACAAAGCUAAAGCAAAAAUGCACGCACGGACACAGGCCGACCUGAACCAGUACGCCAUGGAUGGACUGCGGACAUUGUGCAUCGCCAAGCGGGAGCUGACGGACGAUGAGUACGCAACGUGGGCCAAGAGCCAUCUGGAGGCCGAGGCGGCCAUCGACUGCAGGGAGGAGAUGCUGUUCGAGUCGGCCCUGCGCCUCGAGAGGGACAUGCAGCUGCUCGGUGCCACGGGUAUCGAGGACCGGCUGCAAGAUGGGGUGCCGGAGACCAUCGCCGCCCUGCGCGACGCCGGCCUGCAGAUUUGGGUGCUCACAGGAGACAAACAGGAGACUGCCAUCAACAUCGCGUUCUCCUGCAAACUUCUGGAUGCCAGCGACGAAAUCAUCACUCUCAAUACAGAGAGCCUGGUGGCGUGCGACAUGCUGCUGAAGCAGUUGCUCCAGAUGAUAGAGAACAAGAGCUUGAGCGUGGGGGACGUGGCGCUGUCAUCUGCGAUGGCCGGUACCGUGGUGACCACACGCCGCGGGCUGGUCAUCGACGGCAAGACGUUGUCGUUCGCACUCAACAAGGACCUGGAGGAGAACUUCCUGAAGCUGACGCGCCACUGCCGCUCGGUGCUCUGCUGCCGCUCGACCCCGCUGCAGAAGAGCAUGGUGGUGAAGCUGGUGCGGGAGAAGCUCAAGGUCAUGACGCUAGCUAUCGGGGAUGGAGCCAAUGAUGUCAGCAUGAUCCAGGUGGCCGAUGUGGGAGUGGGAAUCUCUGGUCAAGAAGGAAUGCAGGCGGUGAUGUCAAGCGACUAUGCCAUGCCACGUUUCCGACACCUUCACAAGCUGCUGCUGGUGCAUGGACACUGGUGCUAUGACCGUCUGGCCAACAUGGUGCUCUACUUUUUUUACAAGAAUGCGGCGUUCGUGACGCUGCUCUUCUGGUACCAGUUCUUCUGUGGCUUCUCAGGCUCAUCUCAGAUCGACCAGUGGUAUCUCAUGCUGUUCAAUCUGCUCUUCUGCUCGCUGCCGCCCCUGGUGACGGGCGUGCUCGACAAGGACGUCUCUGCCGAGACGCUGCUGGCCAGACCCCACCUGUACCAGAACGGCCAGAACUCGCUGGCGUACCGACCAAUUCUGUUCUGGGUGACCAUGAUGGAUGCGCUGUACCAGAGCAUGGUCUGCUUCUUCCUCCCCUACUUGGCCUACCGUGGAUCCGACGUUGACAUUUUCACGUGGGGAACACCAAUCACCACCGUCUCGCUCUUCUCCAUUCUCCUGCACUUGGCGAUCGAAACCAAGACCUGGACGUGGAUUCACUGGGGGAGCAUAGCCCUGAGCUUGCUACUCUACUUCCUGUUUGUGCUCGCCUACAACGCCAUCUGCAUCAACUGCGCCGCUCCCUCAAACCCCUACAUGAUCAUGGAGAUACUCAUGACGCAGCCUCUCUUCUACUUGGUCUGCGUCGUCACACCGUUGGUCGCACUGCUGCCCAGGCUUGUCUACCGGACACUGGAAGGCUCCUGCUUUCCAUCCGAGAAUCUGCGCGGGCGGCAGCUGGACAAGCUGCCCGAUGACAUCCGGCAGGGUGUGUUGCGGGCCGGUCUUGACCCAGACCCCGGACCCGCCCCCGUGCCCCUCGGGGCCCUGAUGGGUCGAGCCCAGUGCGCAUCUCCCAUGCUCUCCCCGACUGCCGCCGACUCGGGCAUUGCGCUCGAUGACUUGUCCGUCAGAAACAGCCGGUGCGAGGCCGCCACCGCCGCGAAAGACUUCCUACGGUCGCCAAGCAACGACUGCGCAACGCUUCCUGAGACCGGCACGGCAAAGCGGCCACAAGCGCUGCAAACGGUGUGGGACGUGCAGUCCUCUCACCACCACCACAGCUACUUGCACUCCGUCAGCACCUCUGAAGCCGACUCGGGAUUUCAGAGCCCGCCAAUGAGCGAGGACACAAACACAUUGCCAGGAACCCCUCUGUCGGACACAGACACUGUCACGACGCAAACAACCGAUUCGGCGAGGGCUUCACUGCGCGGGCACAGAGGCAGAACGAAGGAGCAGCUGUGCCACGUUGCCAGCAAUGGCAGAGCGACUGAGCCAGGAGACACUAUCGCCAUGUCUAACUUUGUGAAGCUAAACACGGGGAGCCCAAAGCGUAAGGAGGUCAUUCUCGAUCCACUAGGCCUGCCCGAAAUGCAAGAGACUGUUGUUUAUUUGGAUGAGAGUAUUUAUGAAAAUGUGUCCACUUCAAAGCUGUAGUAUCGGUGAGGCUUUAAAUGUGUUUACACGAACAAAACACCUGGACAAAGCUUGCUGAUUUUAUAAACAAAGCCAUUUUAUUAGCGUGACACAUCCAAAUAAGGCAAAGUUGUUUUCGUUAUAGAAAGGCAAACUGACUGCUUUACAUACGUGCAGUGGUAAAGAAUGAGGAUUUCUGUCAUUUCCUAGCACAGCGGGGCCAAAGCAUAAUCUUUCCAGAUUUACAGCAUUUAUUCAUCAAAUUAAUGUUGUCUGACCAAACUUAACGGAAAUGCUGAAAUCAGAAAAAUAAGUGCCUCUGUAUUUCCCAUAUCACUGCACCUUUUAAUAAUAACAUCACACAGCUAUGGGUCACAGUUUAUCAGUUGAAGUGGAAUGCGAAAGUGGCGACUGGAUGGGGUCAGUAACAAAGCAAAUGAUUCUAACUAAAGCAAAAUUGCAGAAACAUUUCGUGAAAUUGCAAAACGGUAAUUUGCAUCAAAGCUGAGCUCUGUCGUGUUAAACACAGCACUGCGGUGCCCAUCACUGUACCACGAGUUUGUCUUACAGGAAUGUUUCGUACCUGAUGCUAGGAAUAUUUAUAUUGUAAAUGCAAUGCCUGCUUUGAGUAAGCAAUGUACACGUUGGCCUUAAUUUACAAGCAGAUGUCGUUUGGCCAAAGUGGUCGACAUUUAGCAAAGAGAAUGGAACUCUUUGCUACGUUGUGCCUUCAUGCAAGGCAAAUUUUAAAAAACAUUUUUUUUUUUCAUGGGUAAAGCAAUAUGCAAUCAAGAAUAUUUUCAUUGGAAGCCACAAAACCAAUCUAAUACAAAUGUUCUUGUGAAUUUUAAAUGUUUUAUAUGUGACUGUACUUAUUUAACUCAUACGAUUUCCACGUGCGUGGAUAAGAAUGUUUCAUCUUGAAAAGAAAUCUGAUGAAUUACCUCAUCCUUUCCCUGCAAAAACAGCGUCCUAAGGUGUUGUGGGGUAACAUACAUUCAGAAUGUGCUCCUGCCAGUGCACAGGUUGCACGAGUCGACCACGUGGUAUACUUGGGAUAACCUUGCGCUCUUGGCAUUUAAUAUUAAAUUCACAAAUUAAGUAACACAAAUAUCAUUGCGGCCACAAUCAUUCACCCAAUGUGCAUGUCCAGCUGUUUUGUCAUUCACCUGCUGGAUGUGGACCUCUCCUUGUUGCGCAAGGCCAUUAGGGGUCAUCAGACAACACUUCACCAUGUUUGUCGGUUUGAGUUGGAAAAUUACGGAGAGCCUCGGUGUUGGAGUAGAAUAUGGUACAACAAAAUAUUUUGUUGCACUGCCAUUUGAUGACAAUGUGGCCCCCACUGCAGUCCACAGCACCUGUUUUGUGCCAGGCAGGCUCACUCGUGCUUUUUGCUUCCGAGACCUGACGAGAUGGGGCUCAUUUAUCCGUAACCCCCCGUGUAUUUCAGCACAAUCCAACUUGCAGUUACGUACCGUUUAGCGCCCAAUCUGUAUUGAGCUUGAAUACAUUUACUCGUCGCACUCCAACUGAUAAGAUGUGAUUUGAAAGACGAACAAUCACUGAUGUGGAUUAACUUGCAGUGUAUUCUAUUUUGUACAAAGGGCCAAGUACUGGCUGUCCCAUUAGCCCGGUUCCACUCAUAGAUGGGGCUUGGACACAGCUUCUCCCGCCACGAGGGAGACAAUAUUUCCUAACAAUUACUCAGCAUAUGUUAACAUUUGCGCGUAUUUUUUUUAAAUUGAUCAGCAACAUUACAUUGUCUGCAUUUUUGAAAACCCACCAAUUGAAUGUCCAUUGGUAUAUUUUUUAUGAAGCUAGGUCUAUGUUGUCACUCGUCAUAGCUAGAGCAGCUGUUUACGGAGACGCUAAAACCUCGACAAGUCUGACUGGGCGGAGGGAACUUCAAGCUAUGGGGAUGUCAGGAACGUGCUACAAUAUUGAAAAUGUGUACAGUAUAUUGCACAUUACAUUCACACAUAACACCUCACACAUUUAAUUGCGCUCAAUAACUAGAUAAGCAUCAACUGAAUGUAUCCAGUUGAAUAUUCGCAGUUAAAUAACACCUAAAAAGUUACUAAUGUACAGGUUAGUCUCAGUCACUUCCCUCCACCAUCGAGCAGAGGAUGAUGGUGAAGACUGAGGUUCGCUGGAUGGGGGAAGGCUGAGAAUAUGAGCUUCAAGAAUGUUUUGAGUUUAUUUGCAAAGUAAAUAAAUACAGAUGUUUAAAAGCCAGAGAGAGCUCUGUCAGGGCGUGUGGAUGACUGGAGGCACAGGUUGCACGAGUCUACCACGUGGUCUAUUUGGGAUAACAUCGCACUCUUGGUAUUUCAUAUUAAAUUCCCAAACAGAUGAAGUAAUUUUUUAUAUCUGUGAAAAAUAUUCCUUUUAAAUUAAAUACUUUUUUUAUUAAAGGAUAAGGAACAAAAAAGAGAGUGCAACUCUGGAGGAGAUUUGGUUUCCGAGCUAUCUUAUCGAUUUAUUUCGGGGCUGCCUUUCCGACUGAACUCGAAUAAUGGCUCAGUCCGGCUUCAAGAGGUUUUACUGCACAUUCUGUACGCAACAAUAUGAGGGAAGUUCAUUGCUUUUAUACAUACAAUAUUUUUAGUUUUGUUUACCAUUGGCAGACGUUUAAUCAAUGGGCAGUUCCCCUUAAAAAAGGUUUAAAAUUGACAGCAUUGAAAUGAUAGCGUUGAACACCAGUGUUUGGUCAUAACAUUACCAGUUAUAGCGGGACAUCUAUGGACUCCUUGGGAUGAUGAUCCCCAGUCAGGAUAGGGCCCAGGUAACAUAGAUUAUAUGACACUAGUUUAUAAUAUAUAGUACGGAUGUGCCUUAGCGUUUUCCGAAUUGUAAUGUUUUCUAAGGGUUAUAAAGAGGACACCUAUGCAAAAUGUCCAUCCGUGUUGUGGGACGAUUGAAGCCAUGCUAUUUAUAAUAAUCUGCUCUGUUAGAAUUAGAGUUCUUUAUACAAAACAAAAUGUGCAUUACAAUAUGAAUGCUUUAAAUGCCUAAACAAAAUGAUAAGCAUACGUGUUUGAUAGCAGUACCGAGAGUGGUAGUUGUCGAUGUUUUGUUGGUUUUAAAGAAAAUUAUGCAAUAUUUCAACAUGGGAUCAAAUAUUAAUUUUAUGUGGAGGACUUCUUUGUAUAUUUGUCACUGUGAUUCAUGAAACCGCCAAUGGUGGUAAAAUGUAAAAACAAGUGUUCUGGUGCAUUUUAAGCUUCAGGAUGCUUAUGAAUAAUGUUUACAAUUAAGAAUUACUGUUUGUGUAAUAUUGUGCUUAAAUGAAACAAAGUUUUUUAAACAAUAUUAAGGGUUUCAUAUGAAAAUGAAAUUGGCAAUAUGUUGGGUUGUCUGUACUGAAGAUUUGUUGACCUUUAUAAACACCAAGUUUACAAGGAAAAUGGUUUUACAGUCACUGUUGCGUUAAAGUAAUUUUAUGGAAUGUUAACUGUUGAUUCAAAACUGGUUUACGCAUCCAAAUCUGCAUGUGUAAUAAAAAAUAAUAUAUUUUGUAGAAUAAAGUUGUUUGAAUG